Messenger RNA from Rhincodon typus (whale shark), 607 nucleotides. RefSeq names its product DNA-binding protein SATB1-like. The coding region runs from base 188 to 607 and encodes 139 amino acids. Gene Ontology annotation, biological process: regulation of transcription by RNA polymerase II; chromatin remodeling. Gene Ontology annotation, molecular function: DNA-binding transcription factor activity, RNA polymerase II-specific; RNA polymerase II cis-regulatory region sequence-specific DNA binding. The transcript has 3 exons. Lineage: Eukaryota; Metazoa; Chordata; Chondrichthyes; Orectolobiformes; Rhincodontidae. The record is from RefSeq and is a predicted model, not a curated record.
UCCGGGAGAAGUUUGUGUUUGCCAAAUCAAUAAGUCUCAGGGCUUGGAAGAUUAUUGCUGAUCGACGCGACUGCGGAGUGUUCGCUCCGGUGUGUCUCUCUGCACAUUUAAGGGGGGAGGGGGGAAGAGGAAACUGCAACUUUAAAUGCGGCGACAAUUCUAAGGUGAUCUCUGAGAGUUGGUGAGCAUGGAAAAGCCCAGUGAAACAGUGCAAGUGAAGGAGAAUUCAGAAAAAAACAACAAUCUCAUUGAUCCUAAAGGUCCCCCGGCUAAGAUACCCCGCCUGGACCAGAAUGGGAGUCUCUCCACCCGCAGCAGACUGGGUAGCAUGGGUGCCAAAGUGACUGGAGGCUCACUCAAACACACGGGCCAGCUGGUGAAAAUCGUUAAUAAAAAAGGAAAUAUGCUUCCUGUUUUCUGUGUGGUGGAACACUUUGAAAGCCCUAUUGAGUAUGAAAGUAAGGAAGAACAUGCAGAGUUUGUUCUGGUACGGAAAGACAUGUUAUUUAACCAACUAGUGGAGAUGGCACUGCUUUCUCUUGGAUAUUCCCACAGUUCUGCUGCUCAGGCUAAAGGUAUAUCAUUUCAUAUUUACAUCAAGAAUUAA